UUUUUUUUUUUUGCCCCAAAACAACCACAGACUCUUAGUUUCCUUUUUUUCCUGGUGUCUUCUGUAAAAACAUGGAGAACGUGUCGAUCCUCGUCAACGUGCCGUCAGUCUGUAACGACUCUCUGGACUUCUAUUCGCUCACGUCAGGAAACCGCUCAGACCUGAACUGCACUCCUCCGGCUGAGUUUUACUUCUACGCUGACCUUUACGUUAUUUUGCCGGUCAUCUACUCUGUGAUCUGCGCUGUCGGACUCACAGGAAACACCGCCGUCAUAUACGUGAUCCUCAAAGCGCCCAAGAUGAAAACCGUCACCAAUAUGUUCAUCCUCAACUUGGCCAUCGCCGAUGACUUGUUCACGUUGGUGCUGCCGAUAAAUAUCGCCGAACACUUGUUGCACUAUUGGCCUUUUGGGGAAGUUUUGUGUAAAAUCAUCCUGAGCAUCGACCACUACAACAUCUUCUCCAGUAUCUACUUCCUGACGGUGAUGAGUAUCGACCGUUAUCUGGUGGUUUUGGCCACAGUGAGGUCCAAACGCAUGCCUUAUCGCACCUACAGAGCAGCCAAAAUCAUCUCACUGUGCGUCUGGGUGCUUGUUAUCCUCAUCGUGAUGCCUUUCACUGUUUUCGCCGGCGUCUACGAGAAUCCAAACGUCGGUAGGAAGAGUUGCGUGCUGAGCUUCCCGACCCCGGAGAGUUUGUGGUUCAAAGCGAGCCGGAUCUACACCCUGAUUCUGGGCUUCGCUAUCCCCGUUUCCACCAUCUGCAUCUUAUACACCAUGAUGUUGUACAAGCUGAGGAACAUGAGGCUCAACAGUAACGCCAAGGCGCUGGACAAGGCCAAGAAGAAAGUCACCAUCAUGGUUUUCAUCGUGUUGGCCGUCUGCUUGUUCUGCUGGACGCCGUUCCACCUCAGCACCAUCGUGGCGCUAACCACCGACCUGAGGACGACCCCGCUCCUCAUCGGGAUUUCCUACUUCAUUACCAGUCUGAGCUACGCCAACUCCUGCCUCAACCCCUUCCUCUACGCCUUUCUGGACGACAGCUUCAGGAAGGCCUUUAAGAAGAUGUUGGAGUGCAGACAAGCGUGAAUGUGAAACUCAGACUAACUGACUGAAGAAAAGGCUGAGUGAAACGUCUGCUUUAAAUCCAAAUGGUCAAUGUAAUUUGUGACAUAGGGCUGCAACUGCAACUCCUUUUCACUGUCAACUCAUCUGUCGAUUGGUUGAUCGAUUAGUUGUCAACAGUGUUGUAUAAAGUACUGGAAAGUCCCACUUCGGUAGCAUUUCAUUUGGCGACUUGAACUUCUACCAAAGUCAGUUUUUGGUAGGGCACCUGUAGUUCUACUCAAGUUAAAGUCUUUAACUAUCUAGUAUUUACUGUACUCAAGUAUAUCAAGUAAUCUAGAGUUAAAUUUACUCAAGUAAUGAAAGCAGAAGUAAAUGUUAAUAGCCACCAAAGUCAGUCAGAAUUUGGAAUAUUACGCUGUUGCUCACACCAACAGAUAUUCGACAGGUUGUGAGGAUGUCGUUUGCACUUGUUCGUUACAUGAUUCGACCCAAUGACAAAUCAUCUUUCUGACUUUGUUGCAAACACCAAAUUUCCUUUAAUUUAUUUUGUAUAUGAGUAACAAUACUGUGCAUUUAACAUUUAGAGUAGAAGUAUGCAAUUGACUUAUAAAAUGAAAGUAAACAGAAUAAAAAAUACUCUGUAAAGUACAAAUUCUCCCAAAACAUA
Sphaeramia orbicularis (orbiculate cardinalfish) is the source of this 1734-nucleotide messenger RNA. RefSeq names its product neuropeptides B/W receptor 2b (gene npbwr2b). Gene Ontology annotation, molecular function: neuropeptide binding; neuropeptide receptor activity. The record is from RefSeq and is a predicted model, not a curated record. Gene Ontology annotation, cellular component: plasma membrane; neuron projection. The coding region runs from base 72 to 1088 and encodes 338 amino acids. Lineage: Eukaryota; Metazoa; Chordata; Actinopteri; Kurtiformes; Apogonidae. Gene Ontology annotation, biological process: neuropeptide signaling pathway. The transcript has a single exon.